AGUCCUCCGUUUUACAGAUGAGGAAACUGAGGCGGAGGGAAGUCGAUGAGCUGUCAAGAGCAAACAGCGGGUUACUGACAGCUCGCACUAGAAGCCAGGCUUCCCCCUGCAUCAGCUUUUGCGGUGGACUUUUUUCUGUUCGUACCCUAUUCUUUGCCUCCCGAGGUGAAAUGGAGUGGAUCAACGGGACCCAGUUACAAGAGGAAGCUGCAGAUACUUGUUCCGUCUGCUGAGAGAUCUUAGUAUCCUGUUAGGUGGCAUAAGGACCUAAUAUAAUCCACUUCAUUGGUUAAUAGUUGCCAAGCCACAAAUAGCUGAAGGUUCUUUCCCAUAAGUCACAUCUCACACGUUGACAUUCCGAGACAUUUAUCGAAUUUUUAAAGUUCCAUCCUACGUGUCCCAAACGAGCUGUUUACUAGUCCUUCUGAAUAAGGGAGUUUGAUUGGAUGGUUGACCGUCUUUUAGCUAACACAGAAAACAGAUGAGUCUAUAAUACGAUGCAGCUGAGGGCUGUUGUCCAGGCCUGGAUUCCUCAGAGUUCCUGGGAGAGCCAGCUACUCCUUGGAUGGAUUGGUGUAGAUCCUCUGCCCCUACGUGGACAGACACAGCCCCAGCUCCUGCUGUUUCUCAUCCGUGUCAUCCCCCUCCCCCCAUAAGAGUAAGUUAAUAGCUUAGACUCCGGGAGAUAACCUAAGCUUUCAGAGUAAAUCCAUCCCUUUCUUCCACCUUAAGAGGUUGCCCUUUAUACAUGCAGUCAUGUUACUGUCCCAGGAAAGCAGUCUGCUUUUGGAUGUGUUUUUCCUGAGUCUGUGCUCAGCUGUGCCCACUUUCAUGUGAUGCCUGCUUUCAUGAGAUAGAUGGUCUAAUUAGCAGGGUCACCUUGCCCCCUCACCUGUCAAACUGAGUUUAUACUGUUUUUUGUUGUUUUUUUUUUUUUUGAGUUUAUAUCCUUGAGCUACAAAUCCCCUGGAGGCUCUGGCCUGCCGAGAUGUGAAGAAUUCACCAGUGUUUCUCUACACUUAGUGCUAAAAGGGUAUCAAGUGGAAAAACCUCCUACUACUCCCUGAAAGUAAAGGCCUCGUCUACCAGUAGUUCACACUUUAUUGCUCCUGUCCUGUGCAUAUCCCAUGAGCCACUGGGUGGCUAGAACUGGGCUAGAACCAAGGAGCUAAGAGAGAAAAUCCCGGGCAAGGUUUGGGGGAAAUAGGUCACAGUGGCUGGGUGGUGAGGUCACAGAGAUGUUUGUCUGACCCAGACUCCAUGGGGGUGGGGCCUAGGAGGCAAAGGGGCCCCAGAGGUUCCCCAAGCCCAGGCAGGGGCCAUGGUGUGGGAAAAGCAGCAGGGACAAAGGCCAGGGAGCUGAGUACAAGGGGCCAAGGGGCCCGGAGAGAUGAGGGCAGGAGCAGGGAGGGGGCAGUCAGAAUGGUGAGGAGAAGCCGGAGACGGAAGCUGCAAAAAGUCACCGGGCUCUGCAGACUGGAGGAGGGGCUCAGGGUGAAGCGGAGCUGCCCUUCAUGUGGCCCAGAGCCUGGGGGUGAAGAGAAGAAGAGGAGAGGAAAACCUACAUCUGUUCAGUUGUUCCCCCCAGAGCUGGUGGACCACAUCAUCUCAUUCCUCCCAGUCAGAGAUGUAGUCUCUCUAGGCCAGACCUGCCACUACCUCCACGAAGUGUGCGACUCUGAGGGCGUGUGGAGACGCAUGUGUCACCGGCUCAGUCCUCGCCUUCGAAAGCAGGGUUCUGGCGUCCGGCCCUGGAAGAGAGCUGCGAUUCUGAACUACACGAAGGGCCUGUAUUUCCAGGCAUUUGGGGGCCGCCACCGCUGUCUCAGCAAGACUGUAGCCCCUGUGCUGGCGCAUGGCUACCGCCGCUUCUUGCCCACCAAGGACCACAUCUUCAUUCUUGACUACACGGGGACCCUCUUCUUCCUCAAAAAUGCCCUGGUCUCCUCCACCCUUGGCCAGAUCCAGUGGAAGCGGGCCUGCCGCUAUGUUUUGUUGUGUCGCGGAGCCAAGGAUUUUGCCUCGGACCCGAGAGGUGACACAGUUUACCGUAAAUACCUCUACGUGUUGGCCACUCAGGAGCAGCCGGAAGUGGUGGGCACAACCCACAGCCAGUCCUGUGACUGUGUCGAGGUCUACCUGCAGUCCAACGGGCAGCGGGUCUUCAAGAUGACCUUCCACCACUCCAUGAGCUUCAAACAGAUUGUGCUGGUUGGUCAGGAGACCCAGCGGGCCCUGCUGCUCCUCACAGAGGAAGGAAAGAUCUACUCUUUGGUAGUGAAUGAAACCCAGCUGGACCAGCCACGCUCCUAUACAGUUCAGCUGGCCUUGAGGAAGGUGUCCCGUUGCCUCCCUCACCUGCGUGUGGCCUGCAUGGCUUCCAACCAGAGCAGUACUCUCUACAUUACGGACCAGGGGGGAGUGUAUUUUGAGGUGCAUACCCCAGGGGUGUAUCGUGAUCUCUUUGGGACCCUUCAAGCCUUUGACCCCACGGACCAGCAGAUGCCGCUUGCGCUCUCACUGCCUGCCAAGGUCCUAUUCUGUGCUCUUGGCUACAAUCACCUUGGCCUGGUGGAUGAAUUUGGCCGAAUCUUUAUGCAGGGAAAUAACAGAUAUGGGCAGCUGGGAACCGGGGACAAAAUGGACCGAGGGGAACCCACACAGGUACAUUAUCCGCAGCGCCCCGUCGCCCUGUGGUGUGGCCUCAACCACUCCCUGGUGCUGAGCCAGGGCUCAGACUUCAGCAAGGAGCUGCUGGGCUGUGGAUGUGGGGCCGGAGGCCGCCUGCCAGGCUGGCCUAAGGGAAGUGCCUCCUUCGUUAAGCUCCACAUCAAGGUCCCUUUGUGUGCCUGCUCCCUCUGUUCUACCAGGGAGUGCCUCUACGUGCUGUCCAGCCAUGACAUCGAGCACCAUCCCGCCUACCGGGACCUACCAGCCAGCAGGGUGGCGGGGACCCCCGAGCCCAGCCUGGGGGCCGGAGCAGCCCAGGACCCUGGGGGGGCGGUGGCCCGGGCCUGUGAGCAGUACCUCAGCCAGAUCCACAGUUGCCCCACGUUGCAGGACCGCAUGGAAAAGAUGAAGGAGGCCGUGGGCCGGAUGCCCUUGAUGGCUGCACAGAAGGAUUUCUUCUGGGAGGCCCUGGACAUGCUGCAGAGGGCUGCUGGAGGGGUUGGCCAAGGCCCCCCAGCACCUGACAGCUGACCCCCUCUCCUGGUCUCACCCCUGGAGGGAGGGUCUGGCCCUGGGCCAGGGGCUAAGGAGAGGUGGAAUGACAGCAAUGAAUGCUGUGUGUGUGUGUGCGUGGGGAGGGGGAUGCAGUGGGCUAGGGCCUGCUAGACAUGCCAGGGUGGGCCAGGAACUGUUCUGUAAAAUGUUCAGGGGGCUGCCCAGGAGGGGCCCCCAACCUGACUAUCAUGGACAAAAGAUUUGAUGGACAAAUAGAAUAAAGGCUGAAGUGAGGCCCGGUUUGUAACCCUGGGGCCUGGGAGGAACGUGGGGUGGGCAGGCAGAGUGGACGCAGCUCUGGCUGUCAGUUGCUGCAGAGCUGACAGCACCUGGAUCCUUCAGCUUCCUUCUCCCGCCAACGCUAAGACCUGAUGCCUACUUGGUUCCCCCACUUGGAUCCUCUGUCCAUCAGACUGAGGAAGGGGCUUCCUCUGACUUCAGGAUGCUUCCUACCCAUUUCCCUUUAUCCCUGUGAAGCCAACCACCCCCACCCCAACCCCGCCCCCGCUCUCCUCCUCCUGUUUC
Balaenoptera musculus (blue whale) is the source of this 3750-nucleotide messenger RNA. RefSeq names its product F-box protein 24 (gene FBXO24). The transcript is spliced from 10 exons. Lineage: Eukaryota; Metazoa; Chordata; Mammalia; Artiodactyla; Balaenopteridae. Gene Ontology annotation, molecular function: protein binding. The coding region runs from base 1261 to 3201 and encodes 646 amino acids. The record is from RefSeq and is a predicted model, not a curated record.